Messenger RNA from Fraxinus pennsylvanica, 1743 nucleotides. Lineage: Eukaryota; Viridiplantae; Streptophyta; Magnoliopsida; Lamiales; Oleaceae. The record is from the annotation of a GenBank genome assembly.
AUGUCCCAAUUUGGACAUGUUUCUGCUGUUAAUUUGAGAGGGCAAAAUAACUUAAGUAAUCCUUGGAGCCCUCAGUCUUGGAGAUGCUGCUGUCUUGACCGGAAAAUGAAUACCCUAUCAUUUGCAAGUAGUGAUGCUAUGGGUCAUAAAUUAAAGAGACCGUCUGCACAUGCUUUGAUGAUGGAUUCAAGAAGAAAAGAUAUGUCCCCUUUGAAGGUUGUUUGCAUUGACUAUCCAAGACCGGAAAUUGAGAAUACAGUCAAUUAUUUGGAAGCUGCUUAUUUAUCCUCAUCGUUUCGUAAUUCUCCACGUCCAACCAAAUCAUUAAAGAUAGUCAUUGCUGGUGCAGGUUUGGCUGGUUUGUCUACUGCAAAGUAUUUGGCAGAUGCAGGUCAUAAACCGAUAUUGUUGGAAGGAAGGGAUGUCCUGGGUGGAAAGGUGGCUGCAUGGAAAGAUGAUGAUGGAGACUGGUAUGAGACUGGAUUACACAUAUUUUUUGGGGCUUACCCAAAUGUGCAGAACCUAUUUGGAGAGCUAGGCAUUAAUGAUCGGCUACAGUGGAAGGAGCAUUCUAUGAUAUUUGCAAUGCCAAACAAGCCGGGGGAGUUUAGCCGAUUUGAUUUUCCUGAAGUCUUACCUGCACCAUUAAAUGGAAUAUGGGCAAUCCUGAAGAACACUGAAAUGCUUACUUGGCCAGAGAAAGUCAAGUUCGCUAUUGGACUCUUGCCAGCAAUAAUUGGUGGACAAUCUUAUGUGGAGGCUCAAGAUGGUAUAACUGUUAAAGACUGGAUGAGAAAGCAAGGUAUUCCAGAUCGAGUUACUGAUGAGGUGUUUAUUGCCAUGUCUAAGGCUCUGAACUUCAUUAACCCGGAUGAACUUUCAAUGCAGUGCAUUUUAAUUGCUUUGAAUCGAUUUCUUCAGGAGAAGCAUGGUUCAAAGAUGGCUUUUUUGGAUGGUAACCCUCCAGAAAGACUUUGCAUGCCAAUUGUUGACCAUAUUACUUCAAAAGGUGGCGAAGUCCAGCUUAAUUCACGAAUACAAAAGAUUGAGCUAAAUAAAGAAGGUAGCGUCAGGAAUUUUGUGCUAAAUAAUGGGAGUACGGUUGAAGGAGAUGCUUAUGUAUUUGCAACCCCUGUUGAUAUCCUCAAGCUCCUUCUGCCUGAGGACUGGAAAGAGAUUCAAUAUUUCCAAAAAUUGGAUAAAUUAGUUGGAGUUCCAGUUAUAAAUGUUCACAUAUGGUUUGACAGAAAAUUGAAAAACACGUAUGAUCAUCUACUCUUCAGCAGGAGUUCACUUCUCAGUGUAUAUGCUGACAUGUCUGUAACUUGUAAGGAGUACUACGAUCCUAAUAAAUCUAUGCUGGAAUUGGUUUUUGCACCUGCAGAAGAAUGGAUCUCUCGUAGUGACACAGAAAUAAUCGAUGCCACAAUGAAAGAACUUGCAAAACUCUUUCCCGAUGAAAUUUCUGCAGACCAAACCAAAGCAAAAAUAGUGAAGUACCAUGUUGUUAAAACUCCAAGGUCUGUCUAUAAAACUGUACCUGGCUCUGAACCUUGCCGUCCCUUACAAAGAUCUCCUAUAGAAGGAUUCUAUUUAGCCGGUGAUUACACAAAGCAAAAGUACUUGGCUUCGAUGGAAGGUGCUGUUCUAUCGGGAAAGCUUUGUGCACAAGCCAUUGUGCAGGAUUAUGAGUUAUUGGCUGCAAUAGAACACAAGAAGUUGGCCGAGGCAAGCCUUGUUUAA